AUGUUUUACACUUUAUUAUUUUUAUUAUUCGCGACUCUUACAAUCUAUAGUAUAUAUCUGAGAUUUAAUUACAGGGGGAGGUUAAUCGCAAAAAUUCCGGGACCGCCUCGAUGGCCGAUUGUUGGAAAUGGUUUUGAGUUUGCCCUUCCACUGGAUGAAUUAUUCAAGUAUUCGCGAAAGCUGUACUAUAUCUAUGGACCUGUCAUUGGAUUCACCGCUUUUGAUUUGUGUUUCGUCAAUAUUUACGACCCUGAAGACAUAGAGAUAAUACUGUCAAAUAUGAAGUAUAAUGAGAAGCAACAACCAUACACGUUUCUGAAACCUUGGCUCUGCGAGGGCUUACUGACGAGUAAUGGUUCAAAAUGGCAUCAGCGAAGGAAGAUGUUGACAGAAGCGUUUCAUUUCAAUAUACUGAAGAAAUAUGCUAGAACGUUCGAGGAGAAAGCUGAUGCGUUUCUUCAGAAGGUCCAGGCAGAAGUUAAUAAUGAACAAACCGAUUUGAUGUCGUUUAUACCGAGGACGACUCUGCAGAUUAUGUGUGAGACGACUAUGGGUACAUCAAUGAAAGCGGGUAUUGAAACAGUAACGGAAAAGUACUUUGAUUCAAUUCACGCCUUUGGUUCAACAACGGUACAAAGGUUCUGUCGAAUCUGGAUGUUUUUUGAAUGGUCAUUCAAUUUGUCGCAAGCAGCUAAAAUCCAAAAGAAGUUAUUGAAAAAUUUACACGUGUUUACGACACAAAUUAUCCGCGAGAGAAAGGCUUAUUUGGUAAAUAAUCCUCUAGAUGAUACCAUUGAUAUUGACCACGAGACGAGUAAAAAGGGUCGCUUAGCUAUGUUAGAUUUGUUGUUAAAAAACGAAAGUGAUGGCUACAUUGAUAUAGAUGGUAUUAGAGAAGAAGUGGAUACAUUUCUAUUUGAGGGACACGACACAACGGCGAUGGCGCUAAGUUUUAUGAUAAUGCAAUUAGCUAAUGACUCACGAGUACAGAAUAAAUUAUAUCAAGAAAUGGAGGGUAUAUUCCGAAACUCUGCACGUCCCCCUACGGUAGACGAUUUAGCUGAAAUGAAAUAUUUAGACUGCAUCAUCAAGGAAACAUUACGUUUAUACCCGAGUGUUGCCAUGAUCAGCAGACACAUUAAGGAGGAUUUGAAGUUAGCCAGCGGCUACACCAUACCAGGUAACACAACGUGCAAUAUCCACAUUUACGACGUCCACCGUCGAGCUGAUUUGUAUCCAGAGCCUGAGAAGUUUAUCCCCGAGAGAUUCCUUCCGGAGAACAACGAGAAACGCAAUCCGUACGCCUAUAUACCAUUCAGUGCUGGCCCAAGGAAUUGCAUAGGUCAAAAAUUCGCGAUGUUGGAAAUGAAGGCUCUGCUUUCAGGCCUAGUUAGAAGAUUUCGCAUUGAGCCAGUCACUAAAGCAGAUGAAAUUCUAUAUAAAUGUGACUUAGUGUUACGCCCAGUUCAUCCAGUUUACGUACGAUUUAGGAAUAGGAACCAAUCUCUAUGAAAUAGUUCAUUUAUUUUUAUUAAUUAAAUUUUAUAAAAAAAUGCACAUUUAAGGUCAUUUUUUGACUGUUGAAAUAAAGAGGAAAUUCUAUGGGUAUUUAUAACAUUUAUGAAUGUAACUUAAUAGAUAUUUCUUAUUUACCACAACAUCAUUUACACAUUCGUACAAAUAGCGAGCGAAGCGA
Molecule: messenger RNA, 1696 nt
Organism: Zerene cesonia (dogface butterfly)
Lineage: Eukaryota; Metazoa; Arthropoda; Insecta; Lepidoptera; Pieridae
Product: cytochrome P450 4C1-like
Exons: 9
Coding region: 1-1512 (503 amino acids)
Molecular function (GO): oxidoreductase activity, acting on paired donors, with incorporation or reduction of molecular oxygen; heme binding; monooxygenase activity
Source: RefSeq, a predicted model, not a curated record